Emericellopsis cladophorae is the source of this 558-nucleotide messenger RNA. RefSeq lists its product as uncharacterized. The transcript is spliced from 2 exons. The record is from RefSeq and is a predicted model, not a curated record. Bases 1 to 558 code for a protein of 185 amino acids. NCBI's taxonomy places the organism in Eukaryota, Fungi, Ascomycota, Sordariomycetes, Hypocreales, Bionectriaceae.
AUGGCCGAGCCAACAGCUAUAUCGGUCAUUAUUGAGCCGCUGUCCCUCAUCUUCGGCUUUGCCUAUUCAGCCGUGACAAGCAUUCACUACAAGUGGUGGAUCUUGCACAUAGCAACCGUUGUCGCGUUCCCAUUCCAGCUUCUCCUGAUACCACUGCGCAUAGUCACGUCGGUGCUGUCAGUGGUGUUCGCGCCAUUUCUAUAUCUGUGUUAUAGCUUUGUCGCGCUCGUGAGCACCUUGUGGACAUGGCUUGCUAGCCUCGAGGUGGUCACCGCCGCUACAAUAGGAGUAUCUGCUGGUGUCGUGCUGGCCUUGGUGUCCAACUUUGUCUCGACCAAGCUCAGCAUCCAGGAUUCGCCGUAUGACGAUGCGGCAGACGACAGUGAGGGCGAGGAAAGCAGUCCUCUGCCAAAGCGCCGUUUCCUCUCCGACAGAGGUGACUCGGAUGAAACAGAAUGGCCGUGGCUGGAGACGUCCACAUCUCCCGUCCGCCGGAAGCGUGCAUCUGGUUUGCUGUCACAGACGAUUCAUGAGGAAGAUGACUCUUCAGGUGCUUAA